Molecule: messenger RNA, 638 nt
Organism: Aquila chrysaetos chrysaetos
Lineage: Eukaryota; Metazoa; Chordata; Aves; Accipitriformes; Accipitridae
Product: chymotrypsin-like elastase family member 2A
Exons: 5
Coding region: 1-501 (166 amino acids)
Biological process (GO): proteolysis
Molecular function (GO): serine-type endopeptidase activity
Source: RefSeq, a predicted model, not a curated record
AUGGAAAAUUCCAGUAGUAGAAGAAAAAAAACAAAAGAGACCCAAGGGUACGACAUUGCUUUGAUCAAACUCACUGAACACAUCACCUUAAGUGACCACAUUAAGCUGGCCUGCCUCCAUCCUGCACAAAGCAUCCUGUCGUCUAACUCUGCCUGCUAUGUGACAGAAUGGGAAAGACUGCAGACAAAUGGAGCUCUUCCAGAUAACCUGCAGCAAGGCCUUUUGCUGGUGGUAGAUUAUGCAACUUGUUCCAAGCCUAGCUGGUGGAGAAGCACAGUGAAACCCACCAUAGCUUGCGCCAGUGGGGAUGGAGUCAACUGCAGUUGUAAUGGGGACUCUGGUGGCCCAGUGAACUGCCAAAGUGCUGAUGGCAGGUGGGAAGUACAUGGUACUAUCAGCUUUGGCUCUGCUUUUGACUGCAGCUAUUAUCACAAGCCUUCUGUCUUCACUUGGGUCUCUGGUUAUAACAGCUGGAUCGAGCAGGUUAUGGCAACCAACUAAUCCAAAGAGAACUGGAUGAUAGAUGCCAAGAAGGAAAACAGUUUGAAUAAAGUCAUAAUCAUGACACCUUUGAUCACAAAGAGCUGGGAAAUUAUGCCUUUAACAACACAAGUAUUAUACCUAACUGUACCGCAAUA